Molecule: messenger RNA, 330 nt
Organism: Entrophospora sp. SA101
Lineage: Eukaryota; Fungi; Glomeromycota; Glomeromycetes; Entrophosporales; Entrophosporaceae
Source: the annotation of a GenBank genome assembly
AUGGCCGAAAUUUCAUCAAUUUUAUGUUUUAUUGAAGCAGAUGAAGAAAAUGAAUUUAAUUUCCAUUUUAAAUGUAAUGAACAUGAAGAGCAUGAAGAACAUGAGGAGGUUGUUUUAAGUGACAAUUUGGAAAUAAUCAAUGUUAAUCAGAAUACUAAUACUUUUAUUCAAACUGAUAACAUUGAAGUUGACAAUGGUGAAAAUAGCAGAAGACAGUCUACAAGCAGUAGAGGAAAUAACAAUGGUAAUCAUUUUCCACCACCACCACCUUUUUCUCCAUUAGUGCAUAGAUACAAUUUGCAUGAUGCUAUUGUUAACCUCAUGAAUUAG